This is a messenger RNA of Salvelinus namaycush (lake trout), 1443 nucleotides long. It is a transcript of the gene aire, whose product is annotated as autoimmune regulator. The transcript is spliced from 13 exons. NCBI's taxonomy places the organism in Eukaryota, Metazoa, Chordata, Actinopteri, Salmoniformes, Salmonidae. Gene Ontology annotation, molecular function: DNA-binding transcription factor activity, RNA polymerase II-specific; DNA binding; translation regulator activity. Gene Ontology annotation, cellular component: nucleus; cytoplasm. The record is from RefSeq and is a predicted model, not a curated record. The coding region runs from base 1 to 1443 and encodes 480 amino acids. Gene Ontology annotation, biological process: humoral immune response; regulation of transcription by RNA polymerase II.
AUGUCCAGAGUGGAGGCUUUUGAGGAUCCCGACCCCCGUUCCCAGCUCAAGGAAUUCCGCACGGACAUCUCCAUGGUGAUUGAUGAUCCCUUCCCACUGCUCUAUGGGUUGGUGGACCGCAGCAUCAUCAGCGACCAAAUUCUGAAGGAGACCCUGGAGAGGGAGGGCAGAGAGGGGAUCCACAAGGCCAUGUACUCCCUGCUUUCCAGGCUCCUGGAGCAGAGUAGGACCACCAUCCAGGCCUUCUGGACCAACCUGGCCAAGGACUACAACCAGCACAGCUACCCCAGACUGCAGGCCCUCCUGACCAGCAUUCAACCAGGUAGGGAGAUGGUGGGCUCCAAGCAGGGGAAGAGAUCCCCACGAGGGUCUCGAGAGUCCCACAGCAGGAAGAGGAGCCUGGGGGAGAGACACCCUCAUCACCCUCACCACUCUCAGCACCACGGCAAAAGUAGCAAAGUGAAGUCAGUGAAGAAAAGUGAAGGUGCUGCAGUGGUCUCUCAGAUACCUGCUGGAAAGGGUGUCCAGGCGGUGUCCACCUCGGUCCAGAGGGCAGUCACUCUGUCGUCCAGUGAGCUGCCGGUCAGCUGUGGGGCCAGAGAGGAGAUCCUCAUCAAACAGGUGUUUGGAUCUGGAAGUGCCAAAAAGUGCAUUAAAGUGGGUGGUGAGUAUUACACCUCUGGGCCAUUGGAUGAGCUGACUGGAGGCCUCAAGACAAAGUCUGUAAAUACUAAAUACCACCACAAGGAGGAGUCCAGCACCAGGGUUAGAGACGCCCAGCGUAAUGAUGAUGAGUGUGCAGUGUGUAAAGAUGGAGGUGAGCUCAUCUGUUGUGAUGGCUGUCCCAGGGCCUACCAUCUGACCUGCCUAGACCCUCCCCUCACCACAAUACCAAGUGGUACGUGGCGCUGUCAGUCAUGUCAUAGCAAUAAGGUGAGAAGAGAGAGAAUCUACCCAUUACUACCUAGCCAGUUGACAGAGACCAGCUCCAGUAACUCCACCAUAGACUUCUCCUUCUUCUCUUCCUUAUCCUCCACCUCUCACUCCAGCGUCACCACAACCAAGAGCGGUCAGUGUGCAGGUGGCGAGGUGGUGGAGGUCAGGGAGACGUGUGGGGUUUGCCUCCUCAGUGGAGGAGACCUGACCCUCUGUCUCCAGUGCCUACAGAAGUACCACACCUACUGCCACUUCCCAAAUGGGAGGUCCAUCUGCUCCUCCUGCAGUAGGCCCUGGGGCAGCUCAACAGACAGAGAGGCGGAAUCCAAGGGCUUACAGGUUGGUCUGACUCCACACACUCAGGAGCACUCGUCUCUCUCAGAGCCCAUCCUACACAAGGAUGAACUAGACUCCAUCAUGGGAGAGGGCUCCAUCGACGGGAUCCUGCAGUGGGCUUUCCAUAACAUCUCCAGGCCUCUCUCGGACACUCAGGGCUACUUCCAAUGA